This is a messenger RNA of Ictalurus furcatus (blue catfish), 3472 nucleotides long. RefSeq names its product POU class 3 homeobox 3b (gene pou3f3b). The transcript has 2 exons. The record is from RefSeq and is a predicted model, not a curated record. Gene Ontology annotation, cellular component: nucleus. Gene Ontology annotation, molecular function: DNA-binding transcription factor activity, RNA polymerase II-specific; RNA polymerase II cis-regulatory region sequence-specific DNA binding. Gene Ontology annotation, biological process: regulation of transcription by RNA polymerase II; brain development. NCBI's taxonomy places the organism in Eukaryota, Metazoa, Chordata, Actinopteri, Siluriformes, Ictaluridae. The coding region runs from base 944 to 2368 and encodes 474 amino acids.
GAGAGAGAGAGACGCGGAGGACGCGCGCGGCACAGGGUAAACAGUCGCGUGUCCUCAAGCGCUGAGGGAGGGACAGAGCGGAGCUAACUGCCAGAGAGAGAGAGAGAGAGAGAGAGAGAGAGAGAGAGAGAGCAAGCGAAUGAGGAAGAAGCCUUGCGACGUCGCCUCACACUGUAAUAGUGGAUUGUACUUCAGCUGGAGCGGCUUGGCAGGUUUAAACACAUCAAAACAGAACAAAGAGACGAGAGACGCUACAGCGCUAUAAAAGAAUCUGCAAAAGAAAAGAGAAAAAGGGGAUCGGAGAAAGAGAAAUCUCAGCGGCCAAAUGACAAAAGAAGCGAAGAAAAAACACGGUUAAUAUCUUUCCAUUCGGUGACGGUGCAUCCGUUUGGACGGUUUUAUGGACAAAAUAUCACCGUGUUCCAUCAGCAGAAGUUUACUUACGGGGCAAAGUUUUUGUUUUUGUUUUUUUGUUUUUUAAGAUUUUUUUUCACUGAGAAUUUUUUUGUGUGUAUGUUUUGUUUUGUUUUUUUGUUUGUUUGUUUGUUUGUUUUUUAAAGAAAUUCCAAAAACAGCAUAAGCGACAACAUAAGGAAGACUGUUUACGACUUCAGAGGGCUUUUGGACACUGGCGUAGAAAAUAGGAAUUAUCAUUUCUAUUCAUUAUGUCUGAAUUGUACGAAUAUUCAAACUGCACAGUAUAGCUUACGGAUUUUUUUGGUACAUCCUAUACCUGUGCACUGUAUCCUUUUUCCUGGCAUUUGUUGCUUCGCACUUCGAUGGUGUUCGCCCCAGAACCCAACUCAGACUUUUAAAGUUUGAAUAAUUCAUGAGAUACAGUUUGCUUGCAACGAGAAAAGAGCGCGAGAGAAAGUUUCUGCAAGAAAAAAGAAAAAGAAAAGGGAGGGGGGCUUAAACAACUGCUGUUCAUAAAAUUGGCGGAAUGGCCACGGCGGCUUCUAAUCCGUAUCUGCCCAGCAGUAGUAUAUUAUCGUCGGGUUCGAUAGUGCACUCGGACUCAGGAGGUGCGGGCAUGCAGCCGGGCGGCGGCGCGGCGACCUCGGUGUCCUCCGGCGGCUUCCGAGGCGAGUCGGCGGUGAAAAUGGUGCAGAGUGACUUCAUGCAGGGGGCCAUGGCGGCAGCGAGCAACGGCGGCCACAUGCUGAGCCACGCACACCAGUGGGUGACGUCGCUGCCUCAUGCGGCCGCCGCAGCCGCCGCAGCCGCGGUAGCGGCCGCCGAGGCCGCCUCGCCUUGGUCAACGAGUCCGGUGGGCAUGGCGGCCAGUCCGCAGCAGCAACAGUCUCAGCAGCAACAGCAGCAGGAUGUGAAGAGCAGCACGGCGCGCGAGGAUUUGCACACUUCCAGCACGCUGCAUCACCGGCAUUUAGGUCCGCACCAGGCGCACGCGGCUCCCUGGGGCGGCGCCGCAGCUGCUGCACACAUCUCCGCCAUUACCGCGAGCCAGCAGCAGCAACAACAACAACAGCAGCAGCAAUCGCUCAUCUACUCACAACCCGGUGGCUUCACGGUAAACGGCAUGCUGAGUGGCGGCCAAAGUCUCGUGCACCCUGGGCUGGUGCGAGGCGGCACACCUGAACUGGAGCACGGCGCGCACCCGCAUUCUCACCCUCACCAUCAUCACCAUCAGCAUCACCAUCACCACCACCACCAGCAGCAUCAGCAUCAGCACCACCAGCAGCAGGGUCACCACGGCCCCAACAGCCACGAGGCUCACUCGGAUGAAGACACGCCGACCUCGGACGACCUGGAGCACUUCGCCAAGCAGUUCAAGCAGCGGCGCAUCAAACUUGGCUUCACGCAGGCCGACGUGGGCCUCGCGCUCGGUACGCUUUACGGCAACGUGUUCUCUCAGACCACGAUCUGCCGCUUCGAGGCGCUGCAGCUCAGUUUCAAGAACAUGUGCAAGCUCAAGCCGCUGCUGAAUAAGUGGCUGGAGGAGGCCGACUCGAGCACGGGCAGUCCGACGAGCAUCGAUAAGAUCGCGGCACAGGGCCGCAAACGCAAGAAGCGUACAAGCAUCGAGGUGAGCGUCAAGGGCGCGCUCGAGAGCCACUUCCUCAAGUGCCCUAAACCGUCAGCGCAGGAGAUCAGCACCCUGGCCGACACGCUGCAGCUGGAGAAGGAGGUGGUGCGCGUCUGGUUCUGCAACCGCAGGCAGAAGGAGAAGCGCAUGACGCCGCCCGGAGUGCCCCCGACGCCGGACGAUGUGUACUCGCAGGUCGGCAACGGACAUUUUUUAGUAGAUUACUUAAAAGAUGCAAGUUUAAACGGGCCGAGCGAGGCGGGCGACCAGAAGGUGACAACAACCACACGUUCGUUCCAUCAGGUAAUUUUGGCGCAUUGACAUCAAGUUGGAAAAUUUCGAAAUCAUUUGAAAAUGAAAUGACACCCCCCUCCCUCCCUACUACCCCUACACACUCUUGUUUAUGAGAUGGAACCGAAAGCAGGUCAAUGCAUGUAUUGAGAUGGGACGUUAAACCCUCUUUAAAAAAAAAAAAAAAGAGGGGGAUGAAAUUCGACAUCGAAGAAGAGAACAGCAUCCGCGACGCUUCCGACUUAUUUUUGCAGAGAAGACUGCACGUUAUAAUAUAUUUUCGUUCCUUUCUUUUUUUUCUUCACAAAAGACACGGAAUGGGAUUUUUCGCCUUGCCUUCCAGACCUUAUAAACACAACAGACAAAAAAAAAAACAAAAAAAAAAAGAAAAAAAAGGAAAAAAAAAAAAGAACCUUAAAGACUGCUCACAUUUUCAGAUCUCUAAGAUCAUAUUUUGUGAACGUUUUUAUGUAAAGGACUUAACGUCACACGGAUGUUUUUUUGUUGUUGUUUUGUUUUGUUUUUUGGUUGUUGGGUUUUUUUGUUUUUUGUUUUUUGUUUUUUUGAAGACAAUACAAAAAAAAAAAUCAAAGACAGACGUUUGAAAAGACUUUACGGUUCCUCAGCUGCACUUAUUUGAAAUCCUCUGCGGGAGCUGUGGAUGUUCUCCAUGCUGCCAUUUCCAAGCAGUAUUCUUUGGUAGGUUUUAAUAAACGAGACUAUGUAAAGCCGGCAAUAUAUAGAUUCCUUAGAUCAGAUGUUGAUCGGAAUUAUUUACUUUAUAUUUUCAUUCAAAUGCUUUGUUUUAAUAUUUUAUUCGGGAUACAUAUGAACUAUUCUAAACAGUAAUUUAUUUCCCCCCCGUUUCAGAACUGUGUAAAAAUGUUCUCUUCCCUGAUUUUUAUUAUUUUUUUUCUUCGACUUUGUUUAUUUGUUUCGUUGAAUUUUUUUUGUAUGUUUUUUUGUUUUGUUUUGUUUUGUUUUUUUGAACGAGCACAAAUCAAGAGCAGACUUUUGGCAGUCGAUAACAAAGGGUAUUUUGAUGUGAUGAUUUGAUUGUAAUUUAAUUUUUAGUAGUGAUUCCGUAAGAGAUGAUUGAGAACAAUAAAUUUGUUAGAAUGCAGAAAAAACAAA